This is a messenger RNA of Aspergillus melleus, 162 nucleotides long. Its product is annotated as DNA-directed RNA polymerase II core subunit rpo21. The coding region runs from base 1 to 162 and encodes 53 amino acids. The record is from RefSeq and is a predicted model, not a curated record. The transcript has a single exon. NCBI's taxonomy places the organism in Eukaryota, Fungi, Ascomycota, Eurotiomycetes, Eurotiales, Aspergillaceae.
AUGUCGAACGUGUUUUUCCCUUACUCCAAGGCGCCUUUGCGCACCAUCAAGGAGAUCCAGUUUGGUCUCUUCGCACCCGAGGAACUCAAGCGGAUGAGUGUGGUACAUGUGGAAUACCCGGAGACGAUGGUGAGUCUCCUUUCUUUGUCUGCCGGUCACUAG